CCCGUGCCCCGGGCGGGAGCCGGGCUAUGAGCCUCGGGGUCGGGGGCCCGGAGGUGCUGGGCGAUGCUGGCCUGAGCGUGUCGGUGCGACGGCCUGGGCUGAGCCGGGUUUGAUCUGGAUGAAAUCGGGGAGCUGGGUUUGCAUCUGAGUCGUGGAUUUAUUCUUUACCUUUGCAGCUUCUCCUUCCGAACCGCAUGACAGCAGUCGUCAGCCUUCAGAGAAGAACUCUGUGCUAGGCUGCAUGCUGUAGAUAAGAGUAGGCUGCCAGUAAUCUUCUGGUGGUAAUAUUAAUACUUGAAGCAGGCGAUAGUGGAUAAAAUAAAUCUAACAGGUCUGCUGAGACGGCAGACUGGCUCCUCUAGAUUUAGCACUUCUAAAAUCUGAUGUGGCAUGUAAAGCUCCGGGCAUUUUUGUAUGUGAAACUUUCAUGUGAAACUAAUCCAGCUGCACAGCUGUGAUAGAGCUGAGUUUUAUCUUCUGGGUGAGAGGAAAACUUAAGUGAAAUAGGGCUGCAGUUUUCCCUUCAGCAUAUGGCAGGUGUUGUAAAGUCAGUAACUGUAGAGUAAGAUGGAGACAUAGUGAUUGCCCUGGUAACAUUAGGAAUAGUUAAGUGAGUUAAAAAAAUAAAUAAAAUAGGGCAUAUGAAUUAAGUGAAUAACUGUACUAAAUGCUAAAAGACUGAAAGGUCUGAAAAAAAAAUCUUAGGUAGGCAGUGAGGAUGAGGAGGGCUAUGUUGAGGCAUUGCAGUUUGACUUGUUUGUUCCACAAAUGCAGACUAAUUCAGUGUAAUAACUAUCGAUGCAGGUUUUUAAUGCUUAAAACUAAAGAGACUUUCUUUUAAGUGUAAUUCCAAGAAGACACUUGGAGGUCUGCCAUUUCAAACUGGAAAAGUCUGAUGGUUUCUUUCACUAUAGUAGUAGUAUUUCUUUUGAUGUCAUCAUUGUAUAGUCUGGUUUUGUGGUUUGUUUUUUUUUUUAAGGCUUCUUGGUAAAGCUUAAAAGGGAAAUUUUGCGAUAUAAAUACAUACGGCACAGAUGUCUUGUUUAUUACAGAGAUUUUCUUUCACAAAAACUGCCUUGUAAACUGAAUUUCAUCAGUGAAUUUGCUAGAAUACAGUGUGAUUUUGUUUGGUAGCACAACUAAGCAAAUAAAGGAAAUACAGGAGGCACAGAAAUCAGCAAACAUGCUGCAGAAUGCGUAGACUGGAUGGAAAUCGUGGAGUGUUGCUAUUGCAAUCAUAGGCCAAUGCCUUCUGUCACGGAGCACUUGUUACAGUAAUAUGCAGCAAAACUAGAAACAUGUUGAAAAAUUGAGUAGAAAAUAAGCCCCUUGAAUACUUCCUGGAAGCUCUUUUUGUGAGGUUCUCAGUAUUCAGAAAGCAGUUUGCUUGUGGAAGCUGUGUCAGAAAGGCAGCAGUAGUUCUGCUCAGUGUACUCUCUCCUUUUCCCGAGAGAUGGGAUGUUUAAGGGCAGGAAAGAUUCUUUCCAUUUCAGUUUUGCUAAGAAAACUGUGUCACAGUGUGACUGGGGGGCAUGGUGUAGCGUAGCUAGGGCAGUCAGUUAUAUUAGCCUAGGUGCGUCUGUUGGCAUAGCUUAUUAUCUUGAAAUGAGCUCUAGUAACAGCAAGACUCUUGUGGUUGUCUGUAAGAGGAGGUGCUUGUGGUAUGUCUUAGUCCUGGCCUGACAGUCAUAAAGCUCUGAAGUUGGUAGUGGAGGCAUGAGGUCUUCUAGGACCAUCAGUUCUCUGAGCUGUGUGUUUUUAGGAGGUUUUUGGGUGUCCCUCUCUAUAGAGUUCCCUUCUGUUAUUUUGGAGUAGAAUAAAGACCUGUUAACAGACUGUACUGCCAAUCUGCCUUAACGCAAAUCGCAGUCCUUCAGAUUGUGAAGGAGUCUCAGCAGCAGCAUGGUUUACGACAUGGAGACUUCCAGAGGUACAGGGGUUAUUGCUCCCGUAGACUAAGGCGGCUCCGAAAAACUCUCAACUUCAAGAUGGGGAACAGGCACAAGUUCACUGGGAAGAAAGUAACUGAAGAGAUACUCUCAGACAACAGGUAUUUGCUGUUGAUUCUGAUGGAUGCAGAGAGAGCCUGGAGUUACGCCAUGCAGCUGAAACAGGAGGCAAACACAGAGCCUCGCAAACGAUUUCACUUGCUGUCUCGCCUGCGCAAAGCUGUGAAACAUGCUGAGGAGCUGGAGCGGCUGUGUGAAAGUAACAGAGUGGAUGCCAAAACAAAGCUGGAAGCUCAGGCAUACAUGGCUUACCUCACAGGAAUGCUUUGUUUUGAACACCAGGAGUGGAAGGCAGCAAUGGAGGCUUUCAACAAAUGCAAGACCAUAUAUGAAAAACUGGCCAAUGCUUUCACAGAAGAACAAGCUGUACUAUAUAACCAGCGUGUGGAAGAGAUCUCACCCAACAUUCGCUACUGUGCCUAUAAUAUUGGUGACCAGUCUGCUAUGAAUGAGUUGAUGCAGAUGAGACUGAGGUCUGGUGGCACUGAAGGUCUUCUUGCAGAAAAACUGGAGGCACUGAUUACCCAAACACGAGCAAAGCAGGCAGCCACAAUGAGCGAAGUGGAGUGGAGGGGAAGAACUGUUCCCGUGAAGAUAGACAAAGUGAGGAUCUUCUUGCUGGGGCUGGCCGACAAUGAAGCAGCGAUUGUUCAGGCAGAAAAUGAGGAGACAAAGGAACGCUUGUUUGAAUCUUUACUCAGUGAGUGUAGAGAUGCCAUUCAGGCCGUUCGGGAAGAUUUGAAACCGGACCAGAAGCAGCGAGAACACUCUCUAGAAAACGAUUCUGGGAAGGUGUCCAACAUCCAGUACUUACACAGUUAUUUGACUUACAUCAAGCUGUCAACAGCCAUCAAGCGCAACGAAAGCAUGGCAAAGUCUCUGCAGAAGGCACUGCUGCAGCAGCAGCGAUCAGAAGAGGAUGGCAAGCGCACACCCCGGCCUCAGGACCUAAUCCGUCUUUACGAUAUUAUUUUGCAGAACCUUGUGGAACUGACACAGCUUCCUGGCCUAGAAGAAGACAAGAACUUCCAAAAAGAGAUUGGAUUGAAGACGCUUGUGUACAAAGCUUACAGGUGUUUCUUCAUUGCACAGUCCUAUGUCCUGGUAAAGAAAUGGAGUGAAGCUCUUGUUUUAUAUGAAAGGGUGCUGAAAUAUGCUCGUGAAGUUCAGUCAGGAGCUGGAGCUUACACAAACAGCUUGAAGGAGCUGCCUGACGUUCAGGAUCUGAUCACUCAAGUCAAUGCAGAGAAAUACUCCUUGCAAGCAGCAGCCAUAUUAGAUGCAAAUGACACUCAUGAGGCUGAGUCUCCAUCUCAGGUCAAGGAUGGCAAGCCCCUCUCGGAACGGUUUGAGACUUUCUGUCUGGAUCCUUCUCUUGUCAGCAAGCAAGUCAGCCUCGUGCACUUCCCUCCGGGCUUCCAGCCCAUUCCGUGCAAACCCUUGUUCUUUGACCUGGCCCUUAAUCAUGUUGCUUUCCCACCUCUGGAGGACAAGGUGGAGCAGAAGGCCAAGAGUGGCCUCACAGGAUAUAUAAAGGGCAUAUUUGGAUUCAAAAGUUAACCAGGACCCCCUGGGGAACAGAGGUUUUAUUCUGUAUUGAAGGAAAAGCUCCAAGAGGUUCUAGGACACAAAUAUCUGCACCUGAAACCAACAGAGGGAGAUUUUACCAUCUUCCCUGUGUUCUGUGUAUAUGUCUGUGCACUUACAUUCUCUCCCAGUCUGUUAAAGGCAAACAAUCUAUUCGGAAACAUACAUAUACUAUAAAUAGCUGAAAAUAAUCUGGAGCAGAGAGAAAUUCCAUUCUGCUCAGAGAAGUUGGAGCUUGUUUUGUGACCAGGGGCCUGUUCGGGGCU
Molecule: messenger RNA, 3862 nt
Organism: Egretta garzetta (little egret)
Lineage: Eukaryota; Metazoa; Chordata; Aves; Pelecaniformes; Ardeidae
Gene: SRP68
Product: signal recognition particle 68
Exons: 15
Coding region: 1989-3569 (526 amino acids)
Biological process (GO): SRP-dependent cotranslational protein targeting to membrane
Cellular component (GO): signal recognition particle, endoplasmic reticulum targeting
Molecular function (GO): 7S RNA binding; endoplasmic reticulum signal sequence receptor activity; signal recognition particle binding
Source: RefSeq, a predicted model, not a curated record